Messenger RNA from Penicillium lagena, 342 nucleotides. RefSeq lists its product as uncharacterized. The record is from RefSeq and is a predicted model, not a curated record. Lineage: Eukaryota; Fungi; Ascomycota; Eurotiomycetes; Eurotiales; Aspergillaceae. The transcript has a single exon. The coding region runs from base 1 to 342 and encodes 113 amino acids.
AUGGGGAUGCUCCGCACGUUUAGCCUGGGACUGUUCGCCGUCCUAGUGGCCGUGUUGUACGGGCCCGUCGCCCAUAUCAUCAGGAUUGGAGGCAUCUUCCAGAGUCCCCAGCAGACCGUGUUUCCAGAAGGACAUGGCCCAAUCCACAUUGAGGAUACCAUGCACUGCGAGGAUUUACACCACUACCGUCCGGCCAACCUCCUCUUUACUGCGUGCGAGGACUCGAAGACAACGCGGUUUAGCUGGUUCCCGGGGCUGGGCCAUCUUUCGAAGCUGCCGACGACACCGGGAUCUAUUCAUGUCAUUGAUCCGAAGGUAAGGUUUGCCAAGCACCCAGUGUGA